Messenger RNA from Tetrahymena thermophila SB210, 1623 nucleotides. RefSeq names its product NLI interacting factor-like phosphatase. The record is from RefSeq and is a predicted model, not a curated record. Lineage: Eukaryota; Ciliophora; Oligohymenophorea; Hymenostomatida; Tetrahymenidae. The transcript has a single exon. Gene Ontology annotation, molecular function: RNA polymerase II CTD heptapeptide repeat phosphatase activity.
AUGGCUCAUUAAGUAGACAAAGUAAAAAAGAAAAUUUAGAAAGACAACGAUAAAGAAGCUUCUCCGAAAAAAGGAAAACUGACUCAUGUUUAGAAGUCUGCUUAUCAAUAAAAUAAAUCCAAAGGUAGGAAAAUAAGUGUAAAAAUAGAAAGAGGUGACAAAAUUGUGAUAGGAAACCAUAGUUAGCAAAAAGUAAUUGAUUUUGUACUACUUGAUAGGAAAGAGAUCAAAUAAAAAAAGGAAGAGGAAGAACAAACAAAGUAAAUUGAAGCAGAAUUAACAAAAAAGAAGUAUAAGCUUAAUGAUAAAAAGAAGAGUAGCAGCAAUAUUAAAAAACCAUACAAUAAAAAUAAGGAAAAGCUAAUAACAAUAAUAGAUGAUGAUGAGACUUAUUCAUAAGAAUUAAUCGAAAUAGAGGAUGAAGAGGAUAAUACAAAUGGACAUUUAGAAAAAUAGGAUGAGGAAGACAUCCUUAAAUAAAAUAAAAAAAUAUUUAAAAAAGUUAAUCCUUUUCUCUGCUAAGAGCUAGGCAGUGCAUCAAAAGAUCCUCGAUAAAAUAAAUUAGUUUCAGAGAUUUAGAAUAUUUUAUAAUAGAAUCCUUCGUAAAAGCUCAAUUUAAUUUUGGAUCUCGAUGAGACACUUGUCAAUACUGUUUGGGUUACUAAUGAAAAUUAAAGUAAGUUAGAAGAGAUAUACAGAUAUAAAAUGCCUUCGAAUAAAAAUGUAAUAACAAUACAAUACUCAAAUAACGAAGGAGCUUAAAAAGAAUUUAUUACUAUAUUAAGACCUCAUUUGAAGGAAUUUGUAACAGAGAUGAAAAAGUAUUUUAAUAUUUUAGUAUACUCUCAUGGCAGAAAAGACUAUGUCCUUAAAUUAUUAGACAAAAUAGAUCCUCGCAGGGACCUUUUUAACAGAAAUAAUAUAUUUAAGAAUGAAGGAUAAGUUAACAUUAAAACAUAAAAAGAUAUUAAAAAUAUUAUUGAAUGUGAUUCGCCCUCUGCACUUGAAAAAGCUCUAAAAUCUUCUAUAAUUAUUGAUGACAUAUUUGAAAUUUGGCUUGAAGAAACCUUCCCAAAUGUUGUUCCUAUCAAGAGAUUCUAACCUUUGAAUGAAUUUUUAUAAAAGAAUAAUUAAUGCACAAUCUUUAUGAACCACAAUAAAUAAUUUUUAAGAUUUCCUAAAACACGCCAAGAUUAUUUUUAAGACGUAGAUUUUGAGUGUUCCAACUAAUUCCUUAAGGGCUUAUAAAGAUAUCUUACUUCAACAGCAAUUUAAUUUUAUAAUAAAAAAUUAAUUAAAAAUGAUUAGAAUGCUGAUGUUAGAGAGUAUUUGACAUUUUAAAAGCUCAUGAUUAUGAAUUAAUUAGAUCUUAAUCUAACAUUAAUUGAAUAUGAUGAGCUAUACGACGUAUUUAGAUAUGUAGCUCUCGCAAUGGGAGCUAAUAUUACACUUAAAAAUUUCAGAUAUGCCAUAGUAAAUAAAGAUUUUACUCAAUAAUAUGCUAAAAAAAUGGCUUUAUUGAAAGAAUAAAAUCCAAAUCUUACUUUUAUUGAUGUAUAAUGGCUUGUAGAUUCAUUUUUCCUACAUUACUAACUAGAUAUUUAAAAUUAUGUAAUAGAAUGA